Leucoraja erinaceus (little skate) is the source of this 1457-nucleotide messenger RNA. Its product is annotated as isocitrate dehydrogenase [NAD] subunit beta, mitochondrial-like. The record is from RefSeq and is a predicted model, not a curated record. Gene Ontology annotation, biological process: tricarboxylic acid cycle; isocitrate metabolic process. Gene Ontology annotation, cellular component: mitochondrion. NCBI's taxonomy places the organism in Eukaryota, Metazoa, Chordata, Chondrichthyes, Rajiformes, Rajidae. Gene Ontology annotation, molecular function: NAD binding; oxidoreductase activity, acting on the CH-OH group of donors, NAD or NADP as acceptor; magnesium ion binding.
GUAACACAGUCUCCCCUCGUCCCGCCCCGGACCCUGUGUAACACUGUGACAGAGUCGCCGGCAACGGAAGUGGGUCCGCAGCGUGAUGGCGGCGGCGCUGAGAGCGGCGGCCGGGGCGGCCCGGAGGCUGAGCGUGCCGGCCAUGCGCAACACAGACGGGCGCUACCGGGUCACCAUGAUCCCGGGGGACGGGGUGGGUCCGGAGCUGAUGCACGCCGUCAAGGAGGUCUUCCAGGCUGCGGAGGUGCCGGUGGUGUUUGAGGAACACCACGUGAGUGAGGUGCAGAACAUGGCCUCCGAUCAGAAGCUGCAGCAGUUGCUCUCCUCCGUGAAGGAUACCCGCGUCGCCAUCAAAGGCAAGAUGCACACCCCGAUGGAGUACAAGGGAGAGUUCGCCUCCUUCGAGAUGAAGCUACGGAAGAUGCUGGACCUGUUUGCCAAUGUGGUGCAUGUACAGAGUCUGCCCGGCUACCCCACCCGGCACGUCAACCUGGACCUGGUCGUCAUCCGCGAGCAGACUGAGGGGGAGUACAGCUCACUGGAGCACGAGAGUGUGCAGGGCGUGGUGGAAUGCAUGAAGAUCAUCACCAGGGAGAAGUCGCGCCGAAUCGCCAAGUUUGCCUUCGACUUUGCCACCAAGAACGGGCGCCGCAAGGUCACCGCCGUGCACAAGGCCAACAUCAUGAAGUUGGGUGAUGGGCUGUUCCUGCAGUGUUGCCGUGAGAUGGCCGACCUGUACCCACACAUCAUCCACGACUCCAUCAUCAUCGACAACUGCUGCAUGCAGCUGGUGUCUAACCCCCACCAGUUUGAUGUGCUGGUGAUGCCGAACCUGUACGGGAACAUCAUAGACAACCUGGCGGCGGGGCUGGUGGGGGGGGCCGGCGUGGUGCCCGGAGAGAGCUUCAGUUCCGAGUACGCGGUCUACGAAACGGGAGCCCGCCACCCCUUCUCCCAGGCCAUGGGUCGUAACAUCGCCAACCCCACCGCCAUGCUGCUGAGUGCCGCCAACAUGCUGCGCCACAUCAACUGGGAGUACCAUUCCAACAUGGUGGCCCAGGCCGUCCGGAAAGUCAUCAGACAGGGCAAGGUACGGACAUACGACAUGGGCGGAUACUCCACCUCGGCCGAGUUUACAGCGGCUGUGAUCACCAACCUCGAGAGCUGAGCACCGGGGGAGUCCCGCUCCCCACCGCACACUCCCCCCCCCCCCCCCCCCCCCCCCCCUCCCCUCCCCUCCCCUCCUCUCUCUCCUCCCUCCAACCUCAAGAAGUUGUCCCAACCCGAAACGUCACCUGUCCAUGUUCUCCUGAAGCUGCCUGGUGCGCUGGGUUACUCCAGAUUCCAGCAAGUAACAGCCUUGUGUCUGUAGUUGUGGCCCCGCCGGACCAGUCGUAGUGCUCUUGUCUGUGUUGUAACCCUGUCUAAUGUGAAUAAAGACUGGAGGUGGCAGCGAA